Messenger RNA from Mytilus trossulus (common blue mussel), 1254 nucleotides. RefSeq lists its product as uncharacterized. Bases 1 to 1254 code for a protein of 417 amino acids. The transcript has 3 exons. The record is from RefSeq and is a predicted model, not a curated record. NCBI's taxonomy places the organism in Eukaryota, Metazoa, Mollusca, Bivalvia, Mytilida, Mytilidae.
AUGGCGACUUUUAUAGUUCUAUUUUAUUGUUUAUUGUUUACUCAAAAUGUGAACGCAUUUUUACUUGACGAUAAGACUACUCCAUCACAGAAUGUGGUAGCAGCCCACCAGUACAGUGCACUAAUGGGAUUACUUACAGACGAAAUGAAAGCUCGAAAACAUCUAGAAGAGGUGGUGACGCAAUUAAACACAGAAGUCAUUUCGAAGACUUUAAACAUAACCAAUAACUUAGGUCAAGCCAACUUGAUAAUAGCCGAUUUACAAACCAAGCUACAAAACAUGGAAAACAAGCUAGAACAGAGUGUUCAACAACAAAAAAUGGAAAAUGCUGCUCUUCAUCAAAGUGUUUCCAGUCUUCAAAAGGUCAACUCGAUCAUUCAGCGAAAUAAUUCAUUCAUUCAGCAGCAAUAUUCUAUGCUUUUACAAAAUUAUUCUACGUUACAAGUAGAGCAUGAUGAUUUCAAAAAUAAACUUAUAAAACAUGAGAACAAGUCAAUAGAAAUGGCAACGGAGAUUACGGCAUUUAAAACGGACAUUCAAACGUUAAAACAUCAGGUUCUUACACUAACUACAAACCAAUCUGCACGAGGACGAGACUUUCUCGCGCUUUACAAUCAGACUCUAGAAUUUAGGUCAGACAUUGCACGUGAUAUUUUAAAUCUGUCCAGCCAUUCUAAUGAUUCAAUUGAUGAGCUUUUUAAUCACCUUCAAAACGCACAUGGUACUACAUAUGUAAGAUGGUCAAGAAAGCAGUGCCCAGAUGAAAAUAAUACGGAAACUGUAUAUUCAGGGUAUACAGGAGGUGGAUCUUAUAAUGAUUACGGGGCUGCUCCAGAACCAGUUUGUCUGCCGUUAGAUCCUGACUUUAACAAAACCAGCGAUGGACACUACGCCAGUAUACACGGAGCUGAAUUUGACAGCAACUUCUUUGCAUCGGAUAGUGCUCAUCAGGACAUACCAUGUGCUGUCUGUAGAGUGCAGCAGGCAUCUAGUGUUAUAAUGAUACCAGGAAAGAACAUAUGUUAUACAGGUUGGAACAUGGAGUAUAAUGGUUAUCUGUCAACAAAUGCUUAUAACGAGCACGGUGCCAGCUCGUAUAUCUGUAUAGAUAUAGAACCUGAAUAUGUAACUGGCGGAUCCACAUGGAAACACGAUGGUAAACUCUUUUACGAAGUGGUAGCUAAAUGUGGAUCACUUCACUGUCCACCUUACCAUAAUGACUACCCAAUGACAUGUGUUGUUUGUUCAAAAUAA